AUGUGGCGAUACUACUUCUUGGUCUUAUUAACCCCUUUCACUGUAAAAGGGUUAAAUGAUAAUGAAACUAAGUUCCUAAUUGAAUAUUUCAAUUAUAGGGAUGUGAAACUUAUUUGCAUUCUAAAUUGUGACGAAGCUUAUUGUCGACGGGAGAAGAUCACGCGGUUGGUCCCCUGCCCGCUGGUGAGACCUCGUAAAGUUGUUCACUGGCCUAUCAACAACCAAGGCUGUAAAGACUGCCGAGGACAGGAAUGCGUGGAGAGGCAUAAUACAUCAGGUGGUCAACAUUUCAAGUUAGACAGCAAUGAAGAUAGCGACAAAGAAGAAGCAUCAUCAAGCUCUUUAUUUGAUGCACAGCAUAAAUGGCUGAUUUUAGUUAACAACAAUUUUGUAAGCACUGAUGACGUAUCAGCGUCAGCAGAAAAAAGACAAGAAAAGAAACAAAUGGAGCAACUACUAAGAAUUCUAAAGAGCCUUAGCAUCAGUGUUGAUUCUGAUAUUGUGAUAGCGAAAAUAGGACACGAAUAUCAACUUCACGAUAUCUUCAACUUCGGCAAAAUACAAGGAGGAGAUUUUGUAAUUAAGAACUCUGGAAAUGGGCAAUUUACUAAUACGCAUGAAAAUAUACCAGGAUUUCAAACGCAGCUUAAUGAAUUCAAAUAUUACCGAAGAUGGGAUUUCAAUCAAUUGCCAAUGAAGGUGAUCAGUGUCGUGUCACCGGCACCGAAAGAUUUCGACCCGAGCAUACUGACGGACGCGGUCCCUUCGCCGAGUGUUGCUUCUAUUACGAAGACUUCCGCUACUAUUUUGGAAGUAGUGUCAAAAAUACACAAUUUGAGAUUCGUGCAUUCUUUAGGCGAUAGAUGGAUAGGUGACUUCAAUGUAAAUGAAUCACAGAAGGUGAUAGCCAGUGCUCUGUACUACAAGCAGCAAGACUUGUCUCCAGCCAUCAGAUUGUUAGGAGACACGUACGACAAAUAUGACGUGCUGCAUCCACCAGUAACUUCUAUCGAACGAAUAAAAAAUAAUGUUUCAGUUUUCGAUGACAACACGGUGGAGACGGGAAGUAUGUCAUCAGCGCGCAAAUUGACGGUUCUAGUUACUGGAAUAUCAUGCGUUCUCAUUUACAACUACUACACGAGCAGUGUGGUCAGCUGGCUACUCAAUGGUCCGCCGCCAUCCAUUAAUUCUUUAGAAGAACUCCUUGACAGCUCCUUGGAGCUGAUCUUUGAGGAUAUAGGUUACACUCGCUCAUGGUUACAGCACCCGUUCACGAGCAUGACGCAUGAACCAACCAUCGCUUCGCUCAACCAUAUUUUAGGGUACGUAACGACCCGCCUCACACGACACCACCGAAGAGACUUAAGAGAGCAUGACUACCCAUAA
Messenger RNA from Chilo suppressalis (striped riceborer), 1386 nucleotides. The record is from the annotation of a GenBank genome assembly. NCBI's taxonomy places the organism in Eukaryota, Metazoa, Arthropoda, Insecta, Lepidoptera, Crambidae.